UGGCUCUACGUAGCCGUUUUGGCUCAAGGUCAUGCUGAGGGCCGCUUCCUCCUCGUCCUCCUCCUCUGCCUCCCUAGCUUGCGCCCUCCCGGGCCGGCUCCUGGCGGAAAUGAGCGCCGCCUCCCGCGCGGGGGAGGUCACCGUGAGCAUCUCCGUCGACGAGCUGCGCUCGCUGCUGCGCGCGGACACCGGGGAGGUCGUCCGGGCCGAGCUGCGCGCAGUCGGGGCGCUCCGCUGGGAGGCCUCCCAGAGCCAGGCGACUACGCCGCGCUCUGACGCCUGGGAGCGGCCCUGCGACCCCGGGGCGCCAGGCGCGAGCGGCCCCGCCGCGAGCGCCCCGCUGCGGCAGCGCCCCGUCACCGCCUUGUGGCCGGGCGCGCAGGUAGUCAGCGAGGCAGCGAAAGAGAGGAGGCCGGCAAGGCUGCGGAGGUCGGGCAGGGACACCGACGGGCUCCUCGGGGAGGGCAGGGAGGCCUCCCUCGUGGAGGCCCGCGGCAAGCUGUGCCCGCGGGCGGGCGGCGACGUGCUCACGGGGCUCCUGCGGCUGGCGGACUGGCUCUGGGGCAUAGAGGAGCCGCAGCGGACUGGCGUCCUGGCAAACUUCGUCGCCAGCAGCGCGUUCCAGGCCUUUUUUGUCUCCGUCAUUGUAGCCAACGCAGGCUUCAUGGCCUACGCCGUCAACGUGGACAUGCAAAACCUCCGCAACACCGAGGCUGAGAGCCCCAAGUGGCUGUCAAUUGUCGAUGUGAGUUUCUUGUGCUUGUACUGCGCGGAGCUCUUGUGUAAGCUUGCUCUUCACCGCUUGUUCUACUUCUGGGGCGAGGACAUGGCCUGGAAUUGGCUGGAUUUCGUCCUGAUCCUGCAGGGCCUCGUGGACAUGCUCUGCGGGGCAGGUGGCGGCAGAGGGAACACCUGGAUGCGCACGUUUCGCCUACUCAGAGUGGUCAAGGUGUUGCGCAUUCUGCGGGUCUUCAAGUUCUUCACCCAGCUCUACGCUAUUGUUAGUGCGAUCGUGCGGUCUAUGAUGCACCUCUUCUGGAGCGUCUUGAUGUUCGUUAUCGUGCUGUUCAUGUUCUCGCUCUUCAUUAUGGCGAACGCUUCGAACUACCUGCAGGAUCUCGACAGCCUCGACAGCAAAGAAGCGGCAGCUAUCAUAAUGUAUUUUGGAUCGUUCCCGAUAGCCAUGAGGACGCUAUUAUUGACUGUUUCUGGCGCCUCUGAUUGGGAGACCUUCUAUUUCGCUUUGGAGCCCAUCAGCGUUGCCCAGAUUGUGUACGUGCUGUUUAUAGGAUUUACGCAGAUAGCGGUGCUCAAUAUCGUUACAGGUAUCUUCAUGCUCAACAUAUCCUACGCGCUCAAUUUCUCCCGGCCAGAGUAUCACCAGCUGGCCGAGGGACACUAUGCCGAAGAGCGGGGCGCUUGUGGGACGGACCAUGAAACUGCGCAGUUUUGCCGGGAGCACGGAGAUUAUGGACCUUCACGACACAGUUUGAAAUACAAGGAGAUUUCAGGAGCAGAUGGUGCGAGAUAUCCACGGCGCAGUCUCCAAGUGCAGAGCCUUGGAUUGCAGUUCGAGAUCUCGGACCCUUUCUGCCGGGAGCUCGGGUAUGAUGGAGAUUCACAACACAGUGUGGCAACAGAUAGCGCGAGAGAUCCACAGCGCAGUCUCCAAGUGCAGAGCCUUGGAUUUCCGUUCGAUGUUUCAGACACUUCGCGCAGUGCGACGUCCCCAAGAAGCUGGUUGGCGUUGGGGUGAGCGGUGAAAGCGGUUGCCGGGUCGUAAUCUUGACUAGAGGGCAAGCGUGGAUUGAGACUGCAGCGGGCAAUCAU
This is a messenger RNA of Prorocentrum cordatum, 1830 nucleotides long. The record is from the annotation of a GenBank genome assembly. Lineage: Eukaryota; Dinophyceae; Prorocentrales; Prorocentraceae.